CUUUCACUCCUCGUCCAAGAAUAACGAAGGUUGACCGGUCAUUCAGUCGGACUCGAACCGCGACGCGAUGAUGACAUCCACUCCGCCCGUCGUCCUCCUGUUCUGCCUCCUCGCCGGGGCUCGGGCUCUCGCCGUCCUCCGCACCACGUCGGGGACCCUCACGGGGGUUUCCAGGGAUUCCGUGACGAUGUACCUGGGUGUUCCCUAUGCCGCUGCUCCGGUCGGGGAUAGGAGGUUCCAGCCGCCGGUGGACUUUGCGUCUUCGAAUCCUCGACUCGCUCAGAGCUUCGGUGACUCCUGCGUUCAGCCCGGUCACGCCGUGGACGUCAUGCACCCUCAGCUGACCCAACGAGAAGCGACCAAGGUCACGAGCGAAGACUGCCUCACUCUGAAUCUCUUCGUUCCCGCCGUUCCCGAGAAUUGUUCCUGCGAUCCCCUGCGUCCCGUCAUGAUUUGGAUCCCCGGAGAGGGCUUCAAUUACGCCGAUGCCUCCCAGUUCGACGCCUCUCAGAUGGCCGCUCAGGGGAACGUCGUCGUCGUGACCGUCAACUACAGAGUCGGCGUUUUCGGGUUCCUGAGCAUGGGGACGGAAGAUGCGCCUGGAAACGUCGGAAUCCAAGACGUUCUCUCCGCCCUGCGAUGGGUGAAACGCAACGCUCGAGCCAUCGGAGGAGACGCUCGAAGGAUCACGAUCUUCGGCCGUUUCUCCGGCUCCAUGAUCGUCUCCACCCUGCUGACUUCUCCCGCGGCGAAAGGUCUCUUCCAGAGAGCCAUCCUCCAGAGCGGCGUCGCCACGGGUCCCUACAUCGUGGAGAAGGAACCGGAGAAAGCGGUGAAGAGCCUGGCACACCGCCUCGGCUGCCCCCUCGACGACACCCUCCUCCCCUGCCUCAAGUCGGUGGACACCCAGACCCUCCUGCAAGAAUCCCAGUUCGUGGCCCAGCAAUGGAGGCCCGUCCUGGACGGCGUCGUCGUCCCUCGGGAUCCUCUCGAGGCCGCGAAGGGGAAGAAGGCGCACGAAGACGUGGAGGUCCUGAUCGGGGAGAACCGAGGAGACGGGUCUCUCUGCUAUCUCACUCAUUACUUCCUCAAUUCGUCUCACCACGGGAAGAUCGCGAACGACACCCUCGACGAGGAAGACUUUCAGGACCUGAUUCGAGAUCAUCUCCGCGAUUACUUGAAAGUGGACGAGCCGGCUCUGAUCGGGGCCGCCGUGCACGAGUACCACUACGCCCGGCCUUCGGAGUACUCCUUCCGGGACCAGUACUUGAACUUCUGUCGUCACAUGUACACGGGGUGGUCCACCGAAGCCUUUGCGAGAUCCUUGGCAUCUCAAGGCCUUAAGGUCUUCCGAUACGAAUUCGCCACCCGUCCCGGACAGUCCCGCCAGCCCGAUUUCCUCGGCGCCGCUUUCGGCGACGAAGUCCCGUUCGUAUUCGGCUUUCUUCAAUCGGGAGACGAGAAGGAAUUGGAUCUUCAGGAUUCCAUCGUCAAGUACUGGACUUCCUUCGCUGCCCACGGGGAUCCGAACGGGCAGGUGUCCGUGAACGCGGAGGAAUGGCCUCAAUUCGUGCCAGAAACCUGGUCGUACCUCGUCCUGUCCAAGGACGACCUCGGGGUGAAAUCCAGUUCGGAGACGAGAUCCCGGGAUCAUCAUUUCUGGACCGAGGUCAUCCCGUCCAUCCUCGGAGGUCAGAGGUCGUCGAGGAGGACGCCGUGCAGCCUCCUCGGCGACGUCCAGGGAGCGAAGGAGGACUCGGUGGAAUUCCCGCACGCCGAGCACCUCCUCCUCGGCCUCUCGGCCGCCACGCUCGUCCUCAUCCUCUUCACCGUCGCCUCCAUCUUCUGCCUCUUCCGCAUCUCGCAGAGAACGAAAUGAGAGACGAACGAGGGGCUUCGUCGUUCCGAGUCCGUGACUGUGAUAUCUUUCUCCCUCCCCUACUUUUAAAUUAUUCUGGAUUUCCUCGCGAUCGCAGGCUCUCUUCCUUAACGAGUACAAAUAUUCCUCGUGAGCCUGUUUUUUUUUUUUCUCGCCGUGUCUUUCGAUUUCUUUUCUUCCGGUCUCUGAGAGAAUUGGAUGAGCAUCAGUAUUACGAUUUCGAAAAUGCAAAGACCGGUCUGUUUCACCUGAAUGGGCAUUCCAAGUCAAAAUGUGUAAAUAAAGUGAUUUGAAUACGA
Messenger RNA from Darwinula stevensoni, 2178 nucleotides. The record is from the annotation of a GenBank genome assembly. Lineage: Eukaryota; Metazoa; Arthropoda; Ostracoda; Podocopida; Darwinulidae.